UUAAAUGCAGUAUCGAUUGCUGCAGUGCAGAACAUACAUAUAAACAAUCUGGAAUUCUUUCACAGUGUAACCAAGCAAAGGUGGUGAGAAGUAACAUUCCUAUAGUAGUUAACGUGUUGUAGUGUUUUCUUUUGAAAUGUCACGAGCAUUUGCGACAUUGUUGACGGGGUUUAACUUAACUGCGCAGCCAUCUUUUGACAGCAGGCGAACCGGGACUAGUCUGACACCGACAGGCUCCAAAUGGCUUUUCUGAUGACGUUUUGUACUUUCGUUGUCAAAGUGUUUUGUCUGCCUUUGUACCUACUGGAUGCCGUAGGCUUGUACAAACUCUACAAACGUGUCUUUCCGUGUUGCCUUUAUCGUUUGUCCAAGCUGUACAACAAGAAGAUGCACGAGAAGAAGAGGGAGCUGUUCGCGGGUCUGUCCGAGUUCAAGCAACCCGGAAAACAGCUAACCAUCUUGGAGGUCGGCUGCGGCACGGGUUCCAAUUUCCACUAUUACCCAGCCGGUUGCAAGGUGAUCUGCAUGGACAACAAUGCACACUUUGAGAAGUACCUGCACAGGAACAUGCUCGAGAACCGGCAUGUCACUUAUGAGAAGUUCGUGGAGGCCUCGGCGGAGGACAUGCGCUCAUUCGAGGACGCGUGUGUGGACGUGGUGGUGUGCACGCUGGUGCUCUGCUCCGUUGACAAUGUCCCGCAAACUCUGAGGGAGGUGUGUCGCGUUUUGAGGCCUGGUGGAGCCUUCUUUUUUCUCGAGCACGUUGCCGCACAGCCGUCGACGUGGACAUAUUUCUUCCAGCACGUCCUGAAGCCUGUGUGCUACUACUUGGGUGAUGAAUGUGAGGUCACCCGGGAAACAUGGACACAUCUGGAGGCUGCCGGCUUCUCUGACCUCAAACUACGACAUCUGAACGCGCCAAUUAUCUUCUUCAACAAACCACACAUCAUGGGCUAUGGUGUAAAAUAGAUUUGUGGCCCCCCUCACCUGACACAAGAGGCCAUCUAUCGUCCAUUGCCAGGCACUCUGAUGUUUGUUUUAUUUUUCUAAUCAAGGGAUUCAGAGCACUUUUUUUUUUUGGAUGCACUACAAAUCCUACUCAUCAAAUCUGUCUGUAACUCGGCUCUUUACAGUAUAAGGCAAUGAAGCAUAUUUGCAAAUACGUCCUAAUGGAGGCCACACAUGUAGAAUGUGAUUUUUUUUCCUCCUCAGCCAAUAAGUGAAGAGAGUUAACAAUAAUAAUGUAAAUAAAUGAAUGCAGUAUCUUUUACUGGACCCUGCGGCUGAUUUUGGGGGAUAAGCAGGGUACACCCGGGAAUGUUGAAGGAUGUACCGCAAAAAAACUCGAGAACACCUCCGAACUGUGAAGCAGGCAUCACGUAACAUUUCUCAUUUGCACCCUGGAUCCCCGCACUCUCAUUUGCUGCAUGGCAAGCAAGAGGGCCACGGAUACACCGUAUGUUACCCUGUGUGCUGUAUAUUUGUUGUUAAAAUAUUGUGUUUCAACUAAGUACUUUAUGUCUUCACACUUUUGAGGUUUUUAAAAGGAGGCCAUGGUAUAAGCAAAGUCACAUCA
Hippocampus comes (tiger tail seahorse) is the source of this 1576-nucleotide messenger RNA. RefSeq names its product methyltransferase-like protein 7A. NCBI's taxonomy places the organism in Eukaryota, Metazoa, Chordata, Actinopteri, Syngnathiformes, Syngnathidae. The record is from RefSeq and is a predicted model, not a curated record. Gene Ontology annotation, molecular function: S-adenosylmethionine-dependent methyltransferase activity. The transcript is spliced from 3 exons. Bases 241 to 969 code for a protein of 242 amino acids.